GCUCAGUAAUGAGAGUAUCGAGGGGGAGUUCAAUUGAAAGAGCCUAAAAAAUGAGGAUGGAUUGAAGGGAGGUAUCGUCUCUUCUUUUUGUUCCUUCUUUUGAUCGUGACCUCAGUUUUCGCUUUUGCCUUUUUCUCUUUUCGGUGUUGGAGAUUGGGAUUAAGGUUUAUAGUCGUUGGAGGUUUCUUGAUUUGGAGUCAUCUGGCGGGCAGAGAUCUUGAUUUGGAAGCUUCAAAGUUGGCGCCUUUCUUUGGCAUCCGGCCGGAUUUGUCUGCUCCGCUGCGUCGAGCUGAGGACUAUUGCGGCGCAGAUUUGGGAAAAGAAGCGCGUCCUGAGCGGCGAAACGAGGGAAGGUUUGUAUUCUUGAUGGAUUUUUUACGCCUUUGGGGAGCUCAGGGUUCAUGUCUAUGAAAUCGAGGAACCUAAAGUCCGCUUCUCGGGAGGUUUUUCUGGGUGCUCGAAGAAUUUGGAGGCUGUUGUGCGCGAUUUCUGAGGGAUCAUCGUCGCUUUGGUUCUGAAGCAUUGGUCGAAUUUUAAAUCAUAGAUUGGGGGAAAACGGUGUUCUUUGUUUUGAGAUCGUCGUUACUAAGAAAGUUCAAGAGAUUUUCUUGACGCCUUUUGUCGACUCCCCGAUCAGAUUUCUGAGUUGAGGCUGCGGUGAAGCUCUUCCUGUUUGCUAGGGUUUUCGUCGUAUGAUUUGAGAAAUCAAAGAGUUUGUUACUAUACCAGAUUCACUUUCUUUUUUCCUGUCCGUUUCCUCGCCAAAAAAAGCAGUAAGUACAUUCACGAGAACAGUGCUUUCAUGCCUUUUUAUUAUAUCGUCGCCUUUUCUCCUCGCUCUCUGCUUCGGAAAAGGACCAUCUUUUCGACAAGAGAUCCCCGCAGCAACUGUAUUCUAGUUCUUCGAAACAUCUAACGUAUGAGGUAGAUGAGAAAAUCAGAUUAUGAUGCAGGUGAGAUCGACGAACAGUCGAGGAUUCGGGGAUAUAGAGGGGCAGUAAAGAACAAGGGAAAGCUGUACUUUCUUGUGGUUGGUCGAAGUGAAAUCAUCUCGUUUCAUCUAAAUAGGUCAAAAGUGUCUUUUCUCUUUGUUCUUGAUCUGAACACCGGAAACAACAGUUGGUAUGCGUGAAGGUGUUUGUUAUCUGCAUGAGCCUGGUCGAAUCAGUGUAUUAGUGAAGGAAAAGACAUCUCUUUCUUCUCUUUUUGCGACUCAUAAGAGUAGGUCUGGCUUCUGAGAAGUUGCUAUGGAGGCGAGGGCCUAGUCAAGACGGUUGUGUUUGAGUAUAGCAGGAGAAAUGAGUGCCAACCAGCAGCAUCACAAGCUGGGGAAGACUGCUAAUGGCUUUGAUGCUACUGAGAAGGUUGUUGUUGCAGUCAAGGCCUCAAAAGAAAUCCCAAGAACAGCACUUGUAUGGGCUUUAACGCAUGUUGUUCAGCCUGGUGAUUGCAUAAUGCUCUUGGUUGUGGUUUCACCCCACAGUCCUGGUAGAAAACUAUGGGGGUUCCCAAGAUUUGCUGGGGACUGUGCUAGUAGUCACAGGAAGUCCCAUUCUGGCACUGCUUUGGAGCAGAAGUCUGACAUAAGUAAUUCUUGUUCUCAGAUGAUGCUGCAACUUCAUGAUGUUUAUGAUUCAGAUAAGAUAAGUGUCAAGAUAAAGAUCGUCACUGGGUCACCUUGUGGUGUGGUGGCUGCAGAAUCCACACGAGUUCAGGCAAACUGGGUCGUACUAGACAAACAGCUGAAGCAUGAGCAGAAGCAUUGCAUUGACGAACUGCAAUGCAAUAUAGUUGUUAUGAAGCAUUGUCAACCUAAAGUUCUUCGCUUAAAUCUAGUAGGAUCUCAUGAGGAAGAGCCCCAGUUGCCUUCUAAGUUAGAUAAGACAAAGACUGAUAAUGACAUCAAAGGUUCUCAGAAUUUCAGUAGAGGACCAGUUGUAACACCAACUAGUAGUCCUGAAUUAGAGACAUCAUAUACCACUACUGAAGCUGGGACCUUCUCGGUGUCAAGCUCAGAUCUUGGAAAUUCUCCCAUUUUUUCCACUGUUAAGAAACAGGAGCAUACAAGUGUGAAGGAAAUCAGGAAUUUAGAUGUAUCUACCUCUGAUUCUGACAGUGAGAGUCUGAGUCAUACGAGAACAGAAUUUCAGCCCUGGAUGGCAGAGGUUUUUGGUAAUGGCUGCCCAUCUUCAAAGGAGAUUCAGGAAUUAUCACAUGCACUUGAUACCAAAGCUCGUAUUUCUACAACAAAAGCCUUGUUGGAUAAGUUUUCUAAGCUGGAUAACAAAUCUGAAAUUGGUUCUUUAAGUUACAGAUCAGAUUUAAACUUCAUUGGGAAUGUCAGAGAAGUAAUUUCUCUAUCUAGAAAUGCACCUCCAGGACCACCUCCUCUAUGUUCAAUAUGUCAGCACAAGGCACCUGUGUUCGGAAAGCCUCCUAGGUGGUUCAGCUACUCAGAGCUAGAACUUGCUACAGGUGGGUUUUCUCAAGCAAACUUCUUGGCUGAGGGUGGGUUUGGAUCUGUGCAUAGAGGUGUCCUGCCAGAUGGUCAAGCAAUUGCAGUCAAGCAACAUAAACUUGCUAGUUCCCAGGGUGAUCAAGAAUUCUGCUCGGAGGUGGAAGUUCUAAGCUGUGCACAACAUCGCAAUGUUGUGAUGUUGAUUGGAUUCUGUGUUGAAGACAGGAGAAGGUUGCUGGUUUAUGAAUAUAUUUGCAAUGGCUCAUUGGAUACUCAUCUUUAUGGCCGUAAUCGGGAACCUCUGGAAUGGUCUGCUAGACAAAAGAUUGCUGUAGGAGCUGCUCGGGGGUUGAGAUAUCUUCAUGAGGAGUGCAGAGUUGGUUGCAUAGUCCAUCGGGACAUGAGACCGAAUAACAUUCUUAUAACCCAUGAUUUUGAACCGUUGGUUGGUGAUUUUGGCCUAGCGAGAUGGCAGCCUGAUGGUGACCUUGGCGUGGAAACAAGAGUCAUAGGCACCUUUGGAUAUCUUGCUCCAGAAUAUGCCCAAAGUGGGCAAAUUACGGAAAAAGCUGAUGUGUAUUCCUUCGGGGUGGUACUACUGGAGCUUGUUACUGGACGUAAAGCUGUUGAUAUUAAUCGACAAAAGGGCCAGCAGUGCCUGACUGAAUGGGCUCGGCCUUUGCUUGAAGAAGAUGCAAUCGUUGAGCUCGUAGACCCAUGCUUGGGGAACUGCUACUCUGAACACGAGGUCUCCUGCAUGUUGCAAGCUGCGUCAUUGUGCAUUAGGCGUGAUCCUCACUCAAGACCUCGAAUGUCUCAGGUUCUUAGAAUAUUGGACGGAGAUGUGGUCAUGGAUUCAGGCUAUACUUCCACGCCUGCAUAUGCCAACGGAAACCGGAGUGGAUGGAUGUGGCCUGACCGGCAGCAGCAACAACUUAGCAUUCCAGUCAAACAGGCUUCACAGGUUUCGGCUGGCAGCAAAUCCUACGAGGCUUUACGGACAGCCUGGGAAAGAGAGAGGGAGGGUAUCUUGCGAAGAUGUUAAAGUUGGAACAGAACUAUUAUAUGCCUAUGUGCCGUGUGCAAUGUGUAUUCCCAUAGAUUGCUCUUUUAUUCACCUUUUCGUGCUGUAUUCAUCACUAUAUCUGUAUUGUAUGUUAGCACAUUUUGUUAGGUUCUUUUGACUCUCAAUACGCUGCUACUAAUCAUGUCUAUGUUCAUGUUUGGAGAUGGAUUCGUUGAUAUAUGUAACCCUUGUGCAUGUGGCCCGUCCCUUAGCACAUUGUGAUCUCAAA
Messenger RNA from Musa acuminata AAA Group (dessert banana), 3753 nucleotides. RefSeq names its product inactive protein kinase SELMODRAFT_444075-like. Gene Ontology annotation, molecular function: protein kinase activity; ATP binding. The record is from RefSeq and is a predicted model, not a curated record. NCBI's taxonomy places the organism in Eukaryota, Viridiplantae, Streptophyta, Magnoliopsida, Zingiberales, Musaceae. The coding region runs from base 1299 to 3503 and encodes 734 amino acids. Gene Ontology annotation, biological process: protein phosphorylation. The transcript has 9 exons.